Messenger RNA from Dacryopinax primogenitus, 1227 nucleotides. RefSeq names its product Aldo/keto reductase. The record is from RefSeq and is a predicted model, not a curated record. NCBI's taxonomy places the organism in Eukaryota, Fungi, Basidiomycota, Dacrymycetes, Dacrymycetales, Dacrymycetaceae. Bases 222 to 1190 code for a protein of 322 amino acids. Gene Ontology annotation, molecular function: oxidoreductase activity. The transcript is spliced from 4 exons.
GGACUAACGUGACCUCUCUCUUCUCCACCGUGUGUUCGGCCCGUCCGUGCGAGAUACCGAGAGCAAUUAAGCUGCGAGAGGGUGCCUGAGAAUGGACGGAGCCUCCUGGUGCGGGGUAUAAAGCUUUUAGGCUUGAUUGACUUCAUCUGUUGAGGGAGCUUCCAACCCUUGCGUGAUUCACUGAUACUACCCCGAUCUAGUCGAACGAUACUGUCACCACCAUGGCACCUUCUCGCGUACCGAUGAUCAUGGGGACGAUGACGAUGGGCGAGGCUGGCAACGGACCUGUUCGUACGAGUGAACUUCCCGACUGCCAAGCAAUCCUGGACGUCUUCUUCCAACAUGGUUAUACUGAGCUGGACACUGCUCGCGGAUACGCUGCUGGGACGACUGAAGCAUACUUGAGCAAGCUUAAGCUACCCGAGAACGUUGUGAUUGAUACCAAGGUCUGGCCCAAUCCACCCAACUUCCACAAGCCCAUCGGUGUGCGCGAAGCCCUUCUCACGUCGCUCAAGACGCUCAACCGCAAGAGCGUCCGCAUCUUCUACCUGCACGCGCCGGACCGGACGACGCCUUUCGAAGAGACUUGCGCUGAGCUUGACAAGAUGCACAAGGAAGGGUUGUUCGAGAUUCUGGGGCUGUCGAACUUCCCGUCCUGGGAGGUGGCCGAGAUGGUGACACUGUGCAAGGAGAGGGGAUGGAUCCAACCGAAGGUAUAUCAAGUCAUGUACCACGCUCUCGCUCGUGGUGCUGAGCUGGAGCUCGUCCCUGCUCUGAGGAAGUAUGGGAUGCGUCUAACCAUCUACAAUCCCCUCGCAGGCGGUUUCCUUGCCGGCAAGAUGCUCUCCCCGGAGGACGCCGAGAAGUCCGGUCGUUUCUCGCUCAAUCCUGAUAUUGCCACGGUCUAUCACAGCCGGUACUUCCGCGAUGGUUACUUCGAGGCGAUCAAGCGGAUCAAGGAUGCGGCUGACAAGCACGGUCUGCGCAUGUCGGAGGUUGCUUGGCGUUGGUGUCAGCAUCAUUCGGCUCUUGGACCGGAGGACGGUGUCAUCCUCGGAGCGACGAGCCCCGAACAGCUGGAGUCUAACCUCUCAGACUCGGAGAAGGGACCUUUGCCCCAGGAUGUGGUGGAUGUGAUUGACCAGGGAUGGGAAGAGGUCAAGGGGUAUGCCCCUCAGUACUUCCGCUAGAUCCUCAGAGUAGGAAGCAGUCAUGUGACAAGUAGAA